CCCCAAUGUAAGACAGAAGGGGGAGCUGUGGAACAUCAGGGAAGGGUUCCGGGAUGUGGCAAACAGCCAGAAAAUUCGCUGUGGUUCUGAUAAAUCUAACUGAAGCAGUCUUGCUACGGGAGGUGGAGAGGACUGAAAACAAAUAGACACGGAGAAUACAUCCACCUGCAAGCCCGUCAGGAGAACCAGCCCUGCCAACACCCGAAUCUUGGACAUCGACCCUCCAGAAUUGCCCAGGACUGGAAUUGUCUCCAUUUAACAAAUGUGGAAGCUGAAGCUCAGAAAAUUCAAGUCACUCUAAGGAGAGUCUGAGGCCAGGUCUGCGGGAAUCGCUGUGCCACUAACCACCGCACCGCAUCGCCCUGCAGCUACUGUGUGUGGUCCAGGCAGUCCGCCCUGGGAGGCGGGGCAGCGCCGCGCGCACAGCCCCGCCCUGGGAACUCCCAGCUGUCAGUCAGUGGUGGGAUGUUUGUUUACUGCUGAUGGGUGUGAGCAAGUUAGAUGUUCUAUACCGGAGACUUCUCCUUACAAAACUUUUUAUCAGAGGAUGGGGAAGGCCAGAGGAUCUUAAAAGACUCUUUGAAUUCAGAAAGAUAAUUGGAAAUCGAGAAAGAUGUCAGAAUCUGGUUUCGAGUGAUUACCCAGUAUACAUCGAUAAGAUUGAAGAGCAGUCAGACUGUAAGAUCCUAGAUGGACACUUUGUUUCCCCUAUGGCCCACUAUGUGCCUGAUAUUAUGCCAAUUGAAUCUGUUAUCGCAAGGUUCCAAUUUAUUGUGCCUAAAGAAUGGAACAGCAAAUACAGACCCGUAUGCAUUCAUCUUGCUGGAACAGGAGAUCACGAAACCCAAGGACCAAAUGCUAGAAGGUCCAGCUUGAAAAACGUGUCUGACCUAUUUGUGAUGGGAGGAGCUCUUGUUUUGGAGUCGGCAGCUCUCCUGCACUGGCUGGAAAGGGAGGGUUAUGGACCUCUGGGAAUGACGGGCAUAUCCAUGGGAGGACACAUGGCUUCCUUAGCGGUGUCCAGCUGGCCUAAGCCCAUGCCAUUGAUUCCAUGUUUGUCUUGGUCCACAGCCUCUGGGGUCUUCACCACGGGUGUGUUGAGUAAAUCGAUUAAUUGGAGGGAGCUGGAAAAGCAGUAUUAUACACAGACAGUUUAUGAGGAAGAAAUUAUUCACAUGCUUGAAUAUUGUGGAACAGAUUCUUUCAAAAUGGGACAAGAUUUCGUGAAAUGCUUCCCUAGCAGUGCAGACAAGCUCACUAACCUUAAUCUGGUUUCCAGAACUUUAAAUUUCGAUGUGACUGACCAAGUUGUGUCCUCAAAACCUGCUGAGUGCCAUAAAUCUAGUAAAGCAUCUUUUAGGGCCACAUCAGAAGAACUCUUAUUGAAAGAUACUUCUCAGAUGGAGUGCUUCAAUCAGACACUUUCAAACAACAAAAGUAGUUAUACAAGUUGUAAUCCUCAGUCAUACCACCUACUCAGUAAAGAACAAAGAAGAAAAAAUCUUCAGAAAGAAUCGUUACUGUUUAUGAAAGGAGUCAUGGAUGAAUGUACUCAUGUAGCAAAUUUCUCAGUUCCAGUUGACCCAAGCCUCAUUAUAGUGGUUCAAGCCAAAGAAGAUGCCUAUAUUCCACGAACAGGAGUUCGAAGUCUACAAGAAAUAUGGCCUGGUUGUGAAAUCCGAUAUCUAGAAGGGGGUCAUAUUAGUGCUUAUCUUUUUAAACAAGGACUCUUCAGACGAGCCAUCUAUGAUGCAUUUGAACGCUUCCUGCAUAAAUAUGCUAACUAACUGGAUCACUGUAUAUAGCCAGUGUGGCCCUAUUUCUCACAGGAGUUUCAUCCUUUGAUGGUGUGAAAAACAAGCAGACAGUACUGUAUAUCUAACUGCCAUCGAGUUAUUCUGGAAUUCAGUGUUACAAGUCAGUC
This is a messenger RNA of Molossus molossus (Pallas's mastiff bat), 1924 nucleotides long. RefSeq names its product abhydrolase domain containing 18 (gene ABHD18). NCBI's taxonomy places the organism in Eukaryota, Metazoa, Chordata, Mammalia, Chiroptera, Molossidae. The record is from RefSeq and is a predicted model, not a curated record. The transcript is spliced from 14 exons. The coding region runs from base 483 to 1787 and encodes 434 amino acids.